Molecule: messenger RNA, 1757 nt
Organism: Cuscuta europaea
Lineage: Eukaryota; Viridiplantae; Streptophyta; Magnoliopsida; Solanales; Convolvulaceae
Source: the annotation of a GenBank genome assembly
GGUAGAUGAUGAAUCACUAAGAACUAGUCACCGAAUAUGUCACUUUUUGGAAAGUUUCAAAACAAGUCAUAGUUUUUGUCUUUUGAUUUUAAUUUAGUAUUAUUCAUGGAAAAAAGUCGAUUUUCGAGGCCGUGUAAGUGUUUGUAGUGAUAUAUGGGAAGAUACAUAUCAUCACUUGUAUGAUUUGGAUGUAACUUUACAUUUUAUUGAUGAUGAUUGGUACAUGCAUAAAUUAGUUAAAUUUAAAUAAAUAACACACCAGUGAUAAUAUUUACUACGUACUACGUAUAUUAUUUGGGUGUGACUUUUGGGAUUAAGGCACUGAUGUUGUUGUUGGGUGUGACUCUACUUUUUUUUAUCAUAGAACAUUUUUUAAUUGAAUAUAAUUUGCUUGAUAAGUUGUUUGUUAUAGGUUUUGGUAAGAGUACCGAAAAUACUAUUGUUAUACGCGUGAAUAGUUGUAUUAUUCCACCUUCUCUGAAACUACUCGGGAAUUCCGAUCAACUUCAAUGGCUGGGUUCGCAAAAGCAUUCAGCACUGCGAGAGAUGCGGCUUGUACUGCCUGGGGCUAUACGAAACAGCUUCUGAACUCAUCAACAGACCAACCAAAGGCUGGAGAUCAAACUUCCCAAACCGUAGAUCUUCAAGCGUUUCUUUUGAAGCCAUAAGAAGAAAUCCUGAAUGGGAUGUUUGGUCAAGAGCGGUGAGACGAUUCUGGAGAAUUGGAUGAAGAAGAUGUUGAGGUCUUUGAACAAUUCAGCCUGUUGGCGUCCGAAAUCGUAUCCAUUUGGAAAGAAUUGCUCGGAAGCAAACGGAAAAUCUACAUAGUCACAUAGGGAAAGAACUCCUUGGGAAACUCUUAGAGGCCAACCAAGAAAGUGAGAAGAACAAAAAGGUGUCAAAGUAUACUCUAUCAAAGUAUACUGCAAAAGUUCUUUCAAUGAUCCUGAGGCAUUUCUUGGUCACACUCUCCCCUGCUUACAUUCACUCCCCAGUCUAUAGCUCUAUGAUCACUCCAAGACAUGGUAUCAGAGUUAUUCUCCAAGUGCAGCUGUGCAGAGAGAUCAGAGGAGAGUAGGACAAUGAAGAUCGUCAAAACUGUUGGUGUGGUUGCUGGUGUGGCUGUUGCAGCAUGGGGUAUAACAAAGUUGUUUGGUAGUUUCGGACCGGAUGAUCCAGUUUCAAAACCUGAACAAAGAAAGAAGAUGAUGAAGAAUCCAGGAAGGCCUCACCAAGUCAUUGAAAGGAAUGGGUUUGAAUCAGCACCAGCAGUGCGCUUCAAGAUGAAUCAUGAGCUGAAGAAAGCUGAGAAAUUAGCAAAGGGAAUCAAAUAAAAGUAUUAUAUCGAGCUUCGGUAUUAAUUGGUUUAGUUUGGUGUUAUCCACAAGACUAUGACCACUUUGUAAUGAAUGGUCUUCUGCAUUAUCGUAGUUUUAGAAGUGUCACUUGAAACCAAUCAUGCAAUCACCCUCCAAUUUCAAGGUUAGAUUACCCUAAAAAAAACCUAGAUUGUGUGAAUUAUGUGAUCUUUUUAUUUUGAUGUGUAAUUUUUUUUAGCGUUGUGCAUGUCAUAUUAUAUUUUAUGUGUGAAAGAUGACUUAACCGCAUCAGGAUAUGUCUAAACGUGUUAUGUAAUGUGCUUUAUCUAAUGAUUUAUCUAUUCGUUGAAGUAGUACUUAUAAAUUAAUUUAUGUGAUUCUUAGGUUUAGGGACCAUUUCCCUGUUUUUUUUUUUGAAAGAAAAUUGUAACUACUCCA